UAUACAAUUAUAUGAAAUAUUUAAUAAAAAUUUUGGGGGUACAUACUUACGUGACAAGAUUUAAUUGAUUAAAUUUGCUAUAGAAAAAGGUGAGAGAAAUGUGAAGGAAAUCAAUAAUAUCUUUUAUUUAUCUGUAAAUACAUGUCUGAAGAACACCCAGCAGUUGUCAUUGAUAACGGAUCAGGAUAAUGCAAAGCCGGUAUAGCAGGAGAUGAUGCUCCAAGAUGCUGUUUCCCUGCAGUUGUAGGAAGACCUAAACAUCAAGGAAUUAUGGUUGGUAUGGACAGCAAGGAAGCCUAUGUUGGAGAUGAGGCUUAAGCUAAAAGAGGUGUUUUAGCACUUAAGUAUCCAAUUGAUAAUGGUAUUGUCAAUAAUUGGGAUGGUAUAGACUAUGUAUAUAAAUUAUAUAGACAUGGAAAGAAUAUGGCAUCAUGCAUUCUUUAAUGAAUUGAGAGUCACACCAGAAGAUCAUCCAGCUCUUUUGACUGAAGCUCCAAUGAAUCCAAAGGCCAACAGAGAAAAGAUGACAUAAAUCUUAUUCGAAACAUUCAAUGUUCCAUCAUUCUAUGUUGCUAUCCAAGCUGUGCUUUCUCUUUAUGCCUCAGGAAGAACAACAGGUAUUGUUGUAGAUUCUGGUGAUGGUGUCUCACACACAGUCCCAAUCUAUGAAGGUUAUGCACUUCCACAUGCUGUUCUCAGAAUUGAUUUAGCAGGAAGAGCUUGUACUUAAUAUUUAGUAUCCAUUUUGAAUGAAUUGGGUGUUUCAUUCACAUCAUCAGCUGAAAUGGAAAUUGUUAG
Paramecium sonneborni is the source of this 798-nucleotide messenger RNA. Lineage: Eukaryota; Ciliophora; Oligohymenophorea; Peniculida; Parameciidae. The record is from the annotation of a GenBank genome assembly.